AUGUUUAUCGGUGUUGAUAUCGGGCUGGAAGAUGCCUCGGCAGAUUAACUAACCCGGCCCGAACAAGGUUAGCUUCGGGAUCGGCCAACGCUCCCCGCAAAAAGGCCCUAGGAAUUGCCGAAACCCUAACUGCGAAUCCCUUCUUCAUCGUUCUUCGCAUCCAACCUCAACACGGGGUUUGUUUUCGCUCUCACGUUGCCAAACCACAUUCCUUACGUCUAUUGGGCUAUUUGUUUCUAUUCCUUCUGGUUUCUGCAGUAUAUUUGCGUGUUUACGUCUCCGGUUGUCUGUUUUCCUGUCAAAGUCUAGUAACAAUAAUGCCGGCAAAAUCACCGUAUCCUUUGUUAGACAUACCAAAUGUCGAUCUAUGGACUCUUCUGUUUGAAAAUAAGGAGCGGCCUUUCCCUGAUGACCAAGUGAUAUUCCAGGAUGCCGACACCCUCCGAUCAUACACCUAUGCCCAGGUGAAGUCCACAGCCCUUGAAUUUGGAAUGGGCCUCAAGGCUGCCUGGGACUGGAAAAAGGGCGAUGUUCUAGCAAUCAUCUCGCCCAACAGCAUCGACAUGCCCCCCGUACUAUGGGGGACCCACUGGGCCGGCGGCAUCGUCUCCCCAGCCAACCCAGCAUAUACCGUAGAUGAGCUGGCCUUCCAGCUCAAGGGGAUAAAAGCCAAAGCGCUCGCUACCCAAUUAGCGCUCGUGCCAACCGCCAAGGCCGCCGCGAAGCUGGCCGGUAUUCCGGAAAACCGUAUCAUCUUGCUGGGUGAUGCGCGGGAUCCGAGUGCGAAGUUCAAGCAUUUCACCUCUGUGCGGAAUAUAUCUAAGGCUACAAGAUAUCGCAAGACACGCAUCGACCCUGCGAAGGAUCUGGCGUUUCUGUCAUUUAGUUCGGGCACGACGGGCGUGCCCAAGGGGGUGAUGCUGUCGCAUCGGAAUAUUGUUUCGAAUAUCAUGCAGUUUACAGCAGGAGAAGCGGGCAACCUGACCUGGCACAGCGAUAAAGUGUUGGCGUUUUUACCAUUCUUCCACAUAUACGGCCUGACGUGUCUGAUCCACAAAUCCAUGUACACCGGCGUGCACAUGGUCGUCAUGUCCAAAUUCGACAUCGAAAAGUGGUGCGCCCACGUCCAAAAUUUCCGCAUCACCUUCUCCUACGUCGUACCCCCAGUCGUCGUUCUCCUCGCCAAACACCCGGCCAUCGACAAAUACAAUCUCUCUUCCCUACGACUGCUGAACUGCGGCGCCGCCCCGCUCAGCCGCGAGCUCGUGGAGGCCAUGUCCGCGCGCAUCAAGACGGGUGUCAAGCAGGGCUACGGCCUUAGCGAGACCAGCCCUACAACCCACACGCAGGCGUGGGCUGAUUGGGAUAAAUACAUCGGCUCAGUAGGCCGCUUGCUACCCAACCAGGAAAUCAAGUACAUGACUUCGCCCGACGACGGGAGCGAGCCCGUCGAACUACCCAUUGGGAAGACGGGGGAGAUCUACAUACGCGGCCCCAACGUAUUUCUGGGAUACCUGAACAACCCGUCGGCGACGGCUGAGUGUCUUUCGCCCGACGGCUGGUUCCGAACGGGCGAUGUCGGACACCAGGAUGAACAUGGUAAUCUAUACAUCACCGAUCGCGUCAAGGAGCUUAUCAAGUACAAGGGUUUCCAGGUUGCGCCGGCAGAGCUUGAAGGCGUUCUUGUGAAGAACGAGGCGAUUAGCGACGUUGCUGUCAUUGGCGUGGAGAGCGAAGAGCAUGGCUCCGAGGUGCCGCUCGCCUACGUUGUGUUGAAAGCCAAGGUGGCAGGAAACGAGGCUGCGGCGGAGGCGGAAAAGAUCAUGAAGUGGCUUGCGGAUAAAGUGGCGCCGCAUAAAUGGCUGCGUGGAGGGGUGAAGUUCAUUGAUGAGAUUCCUAAAAGCGCUAGCGGCAAGAUUUUGAGACGUGUGCUGAAGGAGCGCGCGAAGGGAGAUGCUGACGGCCCGGUGAAGGCGAAACUAUAAAAAGCCAGUCUAGCUCUCGUUUGGAUUUUUCAUUCUUUUGACUCUCCUUCGGGCGACUUCAAAUUCGGCCGGUGGCUUUUGACCCAAAGUUCCCUGUGCAGCUGUUAGAUAGUAAAGAUUCUUCAUUCAGUACCCCCUACAGCUAGAUCAAGUAUCAUUCGUCUUCUUGUUUGUGUUUUCUCGUCGAAUCAUACGAGUUAUUUAAGCAUUUAAAGA
This is a messenger RNA of Blastomyces gilchristii SLH14081, 2201 nucleotides long. RefSeq names its product phenylacetyl-CoA ligase. NCBI's taxonomy places the organism in Eukaryota, Fungi, Ascomycota, Eurotiomycetes, Onygenales, Ajellomycetaceae. Gene Ontology annotation, biological process: secondary metabolic process. The transcript is spliced from 3 exons. Bases 318 to 1985 code for a protein of 555 amino acids. The record is from RefSeq and is a predicted model, not a curated record. Gene Ontology annotation, molecular function: CoA-ligase activity.